Microplitis mediator is the source of this 740-nucleotide messenger RNA. RefSeq lists its product as uncharacterized. The record is from RefSeq and is a predicted model, not a curated record. The transcript has 4 exons. Lineage: Eukaryota; Metazoa; Arthropoda; Insecta; Hymenoptera; Braconidae. Bases 258 to 740 code for a protein of 160 amino acids.
UGAAGGUAUUAGUGAUCACUGACUACUACAUGUAUGAAGAUUAUGGUGAAGAAGACGUAGUUAAUCGUGUUCUGUCAUACAUGUCCACGAUGGAGUCAUUUUCCUCAAAAUUCGAGUAUCCAAAAUUGAGAUUUGUAGUUACUGGGAUCAUGGUUCCAACAGUAAUGAUCAUAUUUUGUGGUUUACUUGUAGAACUAUUUCAGUAUUUCUUCAACUUAAGAACGUUUUUUUUUUAUUUAUUUUAGAAAUUUUUAGUGAUGAAUUUUCUGAACCCGCCAGGUUAUAAGACCGAACAUUUUGAGCUUUAUUCAGAAGACAAUGUAUUGCUAAAAAUGCAACAGUGGUUAUUCUUUUAUAAAAAUAUUAUUGAUGAUAUUGAUUAUGAUUUUUCGUUUAUAUUAUCAUCAUGGAUGUUAAAGUCCUACGAUUUGAAUAUAUAUAGUUCGUCCUAUGGAUAUUUUAAUUGUGAAUCACAUAAGCCGUCAUUAACAUCUCCACCUGUCAUAAUUGCGAGAAAUGAAAUUAUAGAGGACAAUAUUAUUCAUCCUUAUCUUCAUUUUCUUCGCUACGUCGAUGGUAAACGGAAAAAUUGGUCAUGUCCCGAUAGUUAUGUAAGGACUGGUUUUGAUACUAGUCAGUAUUGGACUAGUCAUCCUGAAUGUUCUCCUGAAAAUUUGAGGAAAUCUUUCAACACUUCUUGGCCAUCGUGUUUGUACACAAAACCGGAAUUUAUGCGUUAA